AUGGGGAGUCUGGGGAUCGAACAAAGUCGACUGCAAGUAGCCAUUGUUGGCACCGGGAUUGCAGGGCUCACGGCAGCAAUUGCACUUCGAAAGCAUCCCCAGAUACACGUUGAGCUUUAUGAAAAGGCCACCGAGCUGAGAGAGAUUGGCGCGAGUAUAACUCUGGGCCCCAAUGGUCUGAGAACGUUACAGAGAUUGGGAUUGGAGGAUUGCAUCAGUGAUCAAGUAGGAUAUCGUGGGCCGAAUCCCAUAUCCAGGUUCUAUCGGCAUUGGAAGACGAAUGAGAUCAUUGGCGAGGAUUUCUAUGAAGAUGUUUCGGAGCCCUUGCAUUAUACUGCGAGAUUUCAUCGGGGACACCUACAACAGGCUUUAUUAAAGCAUAUUCCAAGUGAAAUUAUACAUCUUAAGAAGAAAUUGGUUUCUGCAUCAGUAGAUCCUCGAGAUGGCGUAAAGAUGCACUUUCAGGAUGGAAGUAUUGCAACUGCAGAUCUCCUAAUUGGAGCUGAUGGGAUUCGUUCUGGCGUGAGAACAGCUUUUGUCCCAGAUUUCGAACUCGAAUGGAGUGGCCACACUGCCUUCCGCGGUAUAUUUGACGCCUCGCUCGUCCAUUCCAUUCAAGGUGUCCCACUUGACUCAACGCACUGGUGGGGGCCAGAAACGAAUUUCUUUGCAACGCGGCUAGCUCAAAACCUUUUCACGGUUCAAGGAGGAAUCUACGCGGAUCCCCAAGACCCAGUCGCAAUUGCAAAGUUCAGAGAUGGAGGACGCUGGGACCAAGAAGCCAACAUCAACCUCCUAAGAGAGAAAUAUGUCGACUGGAAUCCCGUCGUCAAAGCACUUGCAAAUGUAACGCCCGACAUUCGAUAUUACCCCAACUAUUUCUGUGGCUCUUCCCUACCGACUUGGACCUUCGGGGGCCGAGUCACGUUAAUCGGCGACGCGGCACAUGCUCAUGGUGGUGCAUUCGCGACGGGUGGCUCCCUAGCCAUAGACGAUGCUUACGCUUUAUACCUUGCUCUUACAUCCGUCUUCCCUGAAACAACUUCGCAGAAGCCGUCUUCGGGAGAGAUUUUAAAAGCGUUAAAGUUGUAUGAAGAUACGAGGAGGCCACAUGCUGUACGAUUAUUGAAGGUCGUGCAUGCGAAUAAUGAGAUGAAGACGAAGAAGAUUUUGGCGGAGACGCAGGAGACAGAUGAAGAGUUGAGGGCGAGGGCUAAGAGGGGAUCGGGUACCACUUGGUUGCAUGAACAUGACGUUGUGAAGAGUUUUGAGGAAGCACUUGCGGCUUCGUCAAAAAGAAUAUAA
Messenger RNA from Hyaloscypha bicolor E, 1305 nucleotides. Its product is annotated as FAD/NAD(P)-binding domain-containing protein. NCBI's taxonomy places the organism in Eukaryota, Fungi, Ascomycota, Leotiomycetes, Helotiales, Hyaloscyphaceae. The transcript has 3 exons. The coding region runs from base 1 to 1305 and encodes 434 amino acids. Gene Ontology annotation, molecular function: FAD binding; monooxygenase activity. The record is from RefSeq and is a predicted model, not a curated record.